This is a messenger RNA of Agelaius phoeniceus (red-winged blackbird), 3032 nucleotides long. NCBI's taxonomy places the organism in Eukaryota, Metazoa, Chordata, Aves, Passeriformes, Icteridae. The record is from RefSeq and is a predicted model, not a curated record.
GGCCGCGCCGGGCGAUGCCGCGCCGGGCCCGGGGCCGCCGCCGCCGCCCUGCGCCCCGGGGAGCCGCCCGAGGUUCAGGCUUCGCUGCCUCCCGCAACGUGCCAGGAUGCUGCUGGGCCCAGGGAUGCACGACUGCGCCGGACGCCUGCUCCCUCAGCCAAAAAGCAGGAGUUCAGGUAGCUUGUGCCCAGCGCCCUGUGCCAUCAGUGUCAGCACCAGGAGCAGCCGUGUGCAGGGCUGACCGUGAACCGUGCGGCCUCCAUCCUGCUCCCGAGCAUUUGCUCCGUGCUCAGGUGCCACCUGCACGCUGCCCCCUGGAUGAGCAGGAUGGUGUCCCGGGCGUGCACAGCCCAGGCGUGGCAGAGGCGGGCUCCGCGUGGGCAGCGCUGUGCCACACAGUCAUCAGCCCAGCUUCAUCCUCCUUUUCAUCCAGGGGGCUGGCUCCCCUCCAGAGCAGCUGCCAAGUUCUUCUCUGCCUGGUGAGGCCCCAGCUCUGUCCUCCCUCCUUGCCUCUGAAGGCAGCUGCCUGCAGCUGUGCUUGGUCAGGGGGAGGGAGUCUGACAGCCCUGGUGCCGCACAAGGCAGGCAGGGUGCUUUUGGGGACAGUGCUUUGCUCUGCCCCAGCCCAGGAAAGCUGAGCAUCCCACAGAAAUUCAGGGCCUGUUGCAGAGCUCCUUGUGUCCUGGAGCUUUGGGCUCGUGCUGCUGUUCCUUGCGUUCGGUUUGUGGUGUUGGGGCAGGGUGGGCAUUGGCAAAUAGCUCUAGGCAAAGCUCUCGGGGGGUGUGAACCUGAAGGAAACUGAAUAUCCAGCCAAUUUUUUCCUUCCCACCCUACAAGACAGCCAGGCUAAAAAAAUCCAGGCUUCAUCUUGUGCUGUGCAUAAAAAUAAAGAGACUAAAAAAAGCGGUCCUGGAUCAUAGCAUUUAAGGGCCUUCUUGGGUUAAACACGUAAGUCUAGUCUUAGCUUGCCUUGAGGGGGGAAAAUAUAAGCAGUACCACUGGCUGGGAAAUCCCAUGGAAAAUAAGGCAUGUACCCUUCAUGGUGCCAGAGCCUAGUCAGUGUGAUGAGCUACCAGAUAAGGCAGUGGGAUCCCAAGUGCUUGACAUGUCCCAGGUGUCCAGCCUGCCCCAUCAUGUGCUUCCUAGGAGCUGGCUUUCAGCCAGCACAUGCCACCAGGCUGGCCUUGGUCGGUCUCAGGAGCUCUUUGGCUAGAAAUCUGCAAGUUUGGAACAAGCCAGGCACAAAGGAUGGGAGAAAUCUAUGAAUGGCUCCCUCCCUUCUUUCAGCCACCCACAGCUGUUGAGGAGAGGGUGGCAGAAGGGGGCCCAAGGGUGGGACUGGGAAAUCUCAGCAACUUUCUGAUGACCCUGCCUGUUCUUCUGUGCAGGAUGGUUCCCCCACCACCUGUCAGCAAGCCCCACGUGUGCCUCUCCACAGUGCUCAUCAUGACCAGCCUCGUCCUCAUGGAUGCCUACCUGGUGGAGCAGAGCCAGGGCUCCAGGAAGCUGGGCAUCUGUGUCAUGGUGGCAGUGGGUGACAUUUGCUUCCUGCUGGUCCUCCGCUAUGUGGCUAUCUGGGUUGGGGCAGAGGUAAAGACAGCUAAGCGAGGAUAUGCCAUGAUCCUCUGGUUCCUCUACGUCUUCGUUCUGGAGAUCAAAGUCUACUUUGUAUACCAGAAUUACAAAGCUGACCGGAAAAGCUUGGAUCUCAUUGCCCGCAAAGCGCUGACCUUGCUGCUCUCCAUCUGCAUCCCAGCUCUCUACGUGCUCUUGGUGGCCACGGAGCACAUGGAGUACGUCAGAACAUUCAAGAAGAAGGAGGAUCUCCGCAACCGCCUUUUCUGGGUCAUUGUGGACAUGCUGGACGUGCUGGACAUCCAGGCCAACCUGUGGGAGCCCCAGAAGAAAGGGCUGCCGCUCUGGGCUGAGGGCAUCAUGUUCUUCUACUGCUACAUCCUGCUCCUGGUCCUGCCCUGCGUGUCCCUGUGCGAGAUCAGCAUGCAGGGCAUCGGCAUCGUGCCGCACCGCAUGAUGCUGUACCCCAUGCUCAGCAUGCUCACCGUCAACAUUGCCACCAUCUUCAUCCGAGGCAGCAACAUGGUCUUCUUCAGGGAUGCCCGGGUCUCCAGCAUCUUCAUGGGCAAGAACAUGCUGGCCAUUGGGAUGAAGGUCUGCAUGUUCGUGCAGUACCAGCGGCACCAGCACCACGCGCCCCCGGGGCCGGACCCGCAGCACAGCACCCCAGCCCAGCCACCCUCGGGGCCGCGCAAGGCCCGGGACCAGCCUGCCUGCCCCGAGGAGCUGGCCCAGGACAACACGUGACGAGCCAGCAGGAGCUACAGCCUGGCCAUCCCCACGCCUGGCCGUACCCACAAACCCGGGGCAGGCUGCGGAGCUCCCUGCCUGGACAGAGGGCAACGACCCUGCUCCCUCCUCCCCUGGGUGAAACUGCCCAGGGCCCCGAGGGGCGCAUGGCGAGGGCCCCCACAGCAGCCUCUGCAAGGCUGCAGAGCAGUUUGGAACCUCAGCAGCCUCUGCAAGGCUGCAGAGCAGUUUGGAACCUCAGCACCUUCUGCAAGGCUGCAGAGCAGUUUGGAACCUCAGCACCCUCUGCAAGGCUGCAGAGCAGUUUGGAACCUGAGCAGCCCACCUGGUAAAACAGCGGAGCAGGCGAUGAGGCCAGGGCCGCCUGCCAUGAGGUGUGUCUGGGUGAGGCCAGGCAGCCCCACCCGGUGCCAGGCUCCCUGCCAGUGCUCCCUGUGCAGCACUGCUCUCUGGCCAGCCAGGCUGCUGCACGGGGACACAGCGGGUCACCCACUUUUCUGUUGUGGUUGGCCCUGGCUCCAGUGUGGUCCUUGGCAGCAGCCUGCUCCCCACUGUGUGAGCCGAGGUCCCCAUGCAGGGGGAGCAAGGCCUGGCCCUCCCCCUGUUGUCACCCCUCUCAGCCAGCUGCAGGCUUGGGGGGACCCAAAAAGGGGUGACUGUCCGUUUUUUGUAUCUCCCUCUUUGCAAUAAAAGACCUGAGCCCUGCA